Molecule: messenger RNA, 1842 nt
Organism: Miscanthus lutarioriparius
Lineage: Eukaryota; Viridiplantae; Streptophyta; Magnoliopsida; Poales; Poaceae
Source: the annotation of a GenBank genome assembly
AUGCCGGUCCAGGAUCCCUCCUCCUCGCCAUCCGCCGCAGGCGGCGGCGUGCGGGCCAAGCGCACGUCGUCGGGGCCGAUCCGGCCGGCUGACUACGCGCACAGCCCCACGCACCACUGCGUCGCGCUGCGGGAUGCCGCGGGGCUGCAAGCCAUCCUCGCAGGCCUCCCGCCGCUCGCGCACCCGUCCCGCGUUCUCACCGCCGCCGACGCCGCCCGGGAGGCCCGUCUCGCGUCCUCCGUCGCCGCCGCGCUCGACCGCCGCGACGUCCCGGGCGGGGACACCGCGCUGCACCUCGCGGUCCGGCUUCGGCUGCCCUCCCUGGCUUCCGCGCUCGCCGCAGCCGGGGCGGACCCCACGCUGCAGAACCACGCCGGGUGGACCCCGCUCCAGGAGGCCCUCUGCCUCGGGUGCAGGGAGAUUGCCGCCUGCCUCCUCCGCGCGCACCGCCUCGCCGCCUGGGCAAAGCUCCGGCGCCGGGCGCCCGCCCUCUCCGCCGCGCUGCGCCGGGUCCAGGAUUUCUACCUCGAGGUGGACUUCCACUUCGAGAGCUCCGUCGUGCCGCUGCUCUCGCGCGCCGCGCCCUCCGACACCUACCGCAUUUGGAAGCGCGGGGCGGACCUUCGCGCGGACACCACGCUCGCCGGCUUCGAUGGCCUCCGCAUCCGCCGCGCAGACCACUCGUUCCUCUUCUUCGGCGAGGAGACCAGUGCCGGCGGCCGCCGCCUGCCUCCGGGUUCUCUGCUCGUGCUCCACCGCGGCCGGCGCGAGGUGCACGACGCUUUCGCGGCGGCCGCGGCCGCGGGCGACGAGGACGCAGCCACCUCCGAUGCGGCCGCCUACCGCCCGGGGCUCAACAUCACCUCCGCGAGGCUCGUGCCGAGGACCACCUGGCUGCGGAAGGAGAAGACGGAGAACGUCGGCGAGUGGAAGGCGCGGGUGUUCGACGUCCACAACGUCGUCUUCUCCUUCCGCACCCUCAAGGCCGCGAGUGCCGGCCGCAAGGAUUUCACCUUCGAGCUCGCCGGAGAAGAGGACGGCGACGAAGACGACGACGAGUUCCUGCCACUGGAGAUCCGGGACGACGACGAGGACGGCGACUUCCUUGUCGCUGACAUCCCGCCGCCCACAGCGCGGCGCAGCUGCUACGUUCCCGGCCGGCGCAGCGUGGCGGGGCCGCCUUCGCACUUGGGGACCCCGCAGAGGCGGAGGAACAGCGUGGACGUGCCGCGGCGACUGCCGGCGUGCGCGUCGGUCGGGCGCGGCGAGGACGGCAUCUUCGGCCGGCACCCAGGGACGACGACGACGGGUGGAGCCAAGUGGAAGGAGGAGGAGACGGUGAAGACGCUGCGGCCGUCGGUGUGGCUCACGGAGGACUUCCCCCUGAGGGUCGACGAAUUCCUGCCGCUGCUGGACAUCCUGGCCAGCCGCGUGCGCGCCGUGCGCCGGCUCCGCGAACUGCUCACCACCAAGUUCCCACCAGGGACCUUCCCGGUGAAGGUUGCAAUCCCUGUUGUGCCAACAGUGAGGGUGGUUAUCACUUUCACCAAGUUCGUCCCCCUCGUGGAGCCAGAGGAGUUCUUCACUCCGAUGUCGAGCCCCAGCCUCUUGGUGAGCCCAGGGCCAGGAAGCAUCAUGGUGAAGCCUGACACCCACAAGAGCUCGUACCUGAGGUGGGGCUCGAAGAACUCGAGACCAAAGGCCGUGAACCUGUCACAAGUCGCCGACAACGCCGACCCCUUCACGGUGCCGAGUGACUACACCUGGGUGAACAGCCUUGGUUCCAAGAACCAUGACAAGAAGUCUUCCAAGUCCAAGAAGGGCAAGACCAAAGAGACCUGA